Molecule: messenger RNA, 1261 nt
Organism: Trametes versicolor FP-101664 SS1
Lineage: Eukaryota; Fungi; Basidiomycota; Agaricomycetes; Polyporales; Polyporaceae
Product: oxidoreductase
Exons: 4
Coding region: 1-843 (280 amino acids)
Cellular component (GO): endoplasmic reticulum
Source: RefSeq, a predicted model, not a curated record
AUGUCCGCGUCCCUCUCUCCCAAAGUCGUGCUGGUUACUGGUUGCUCCAGUGGCGGAAUAGGGUUUUCGCUAUGUGAGGAGUAUGCCGCCCAAGGUUGCAAAGUUUACGCGACCGCGCGCAGGCUCGAAGCCAUGGGCGGAUUUACUCAUAACACGGUCGAACGACUUGUGCUGGACGUUAUGAGCGACGAUAACGUCCAAGAUGUCGUGCGGACCAUCCUCGAGAAGGAGGGCCGCAUCGACGUCCUUGUCAACAACGCCGGAGUCCUGUGCACGGGUCCUACAAUAGAUGUACCGAUGGAUGAGAUACAGCGCGCGUACGAUGCCAACGUGUUUUCAAUUAUUCGCAUGUGCAGGGCGGUCAUACCCCACAUGGCUUCACGCAAGAGCGGCACUGUGGUCAACAUCAGUUCCGUUCAAGCAUACGUACCGACGCCUUGGGCAGGAAUUUACGCCUCGACGAAGGCGGCAAUGCACUCCCUCAGCGAGGUCCUCUACAUGGAAUGCACCCCGCUCAACAUCGCCGUCGUCCUCGUCACCACCGGCGCCGUGCGCUCUAACCUCGCGAACAACCGGCUCGCGACCUACCCCGGCCUCCCCGAGGGCAGCCUCUACGCGCGCUAUCUGCCGAACAUCAUCGAGCGCGUCGGCAUGAGCCAGGGCACCGACAGCAUGCCCACGGACGAAUACGCGCGCCGCGUCGUGCGGAGCACUCUGCAGGGGAGACCGCCGCGGCAGAUGCGGCUCGGGGGAAAGACGUUGCUGUACCGCGUGUUGCAGUGGCUCCCGAGGGGCUUCGUGCUGUGGUUGAUGUGGCGUCGGUUCUCUCGGGCCACGAAGUGAGGAUAGUAGGUCAGUGUAGAAUCCCGUACGUGAUGAUCGCGCCAUGUCUAGUAUUCUCGUUCACGCCCGCUAUUCUCGUCAACAGUCCACUUCUUGAAAGUCAUCGCCGAGUUCGCGGCGACCGACGCACUACGUUUGUUUCGUCCGACCCGCCCGCGGCUUUUCUUUUCCUCUUGCCGAUCCUACGGCUCGGACCGUCCUCCCGCACAGCUUCAUCAAGGCUCUGUACGAGAGCGUGCGUUAGUCGACAUCUCUUCGCAUUAUUGGUACACAUAGGCAAUUUACCUCGCUCCUGGACACAUCCUCUGUAGUGUCCUCUGCGUUCGGGAUGUGGUCUUCUAGGUCUGCUACGAAGGAGGUCUUUGGUUGAGAGAUUUCAGAUACGUUUGCGUUCGCGGUGUUGUUUGGCGGAAGUUCC